AUUAUAGCGAAAAACACGAGCUGCGAAGUGGAGUGGCGUAUUUUUAUUUGAUAAAAGUUUCUUUUCACGAAUCACGACGAUCAGCAUUAAAUAUUAGUUUAUGUAAUACGAAUAUUGUGUUGGUGGAAAUUUGUCGCUGAUGAGCCAGCAGUGACCGCAUCUGAAGAAAUGAUCGAAUUCGAGCAAUCUGCUUUAAACCUUUCCGAUAAUAAGGCAAUAGACCAUGGAGAAUUUUUAAAUCGCAUUAAGAAAACGCUCUACUACGGCUCGUCCACGGUAAAAUGUACAAAAAUCAGUCGACCCUUAGCGGACUAUGCGGCAGACAUUUUCUCCGAAUCGCAUCGUGGCCAUUCGCUGAGUCGGCUCAAUUUUGUUACCGUCGGUAAUUUGACCGUCACACCAUGCUCGCUCAUUUUGGCAAUGAUCUACCUUGAUCGGCUUAAUACUAUCGAUCCGGCAUACGCACGACGAAUUACGCCUUCCGAACUGUUCAUGGUGUCAAUGAUGGUCUCAACCAAAUUCUAUUGUGGCUAUGAUGAGGAUGUCUAUCUAAGCGUAUGGGCCGAUUCGGGAAACAUAUCCGUGGAUCAUAUGAAAGAACUGGAAUUAGAAUUUCUUGAUGCAAUAGGUUGGAAUAUAUACGUCUCAAAUCAUGAGUUUUUCGAGAAGCUUAAAUCAGUAGAAAGAGUUCUCGCCAAACGGCAGGGUCUUACCAGAGGCUGGCUAACAUAUACCGAGCUGAUCAAUUUUCUUCCAACGCUAGCAUUAGCCAAGCAGAUUCUGAAUUACAGUACUGUUAUUGCUUUUAGUUACACCGCAAGUGUGAUGACGAUUGCCGGGGCCUUUUUUCUAGCUAGUAACAUAAACGUACCUGGAAACGUUCUUUUCCGCGGCGAUUCAACAAAGACUGUAUCCUCUUCGGAAUGUAUACCAGUUGGAACAGAUCCGUCUUUAUUAGAUGGCCGUAAUUGCACUAUGCUACAAACGGAAUCACAAACGGUACCUUUAUCCCUAGAAGACUGUCAAUGCUCAUUACAGAUGGUAAUCGAAGCCGCCUACAAUUUCGGCAAUGCUUACGCCAACGAUAAUGCAAAUUACGAAUCUCAUAGCUAUAAACCGGAUUAUUCUUCAGUUUCGAUAGACCAGUUUCCUUCACCUGCUGUGAAGAUGGGUUCUACGGUUAAUCGGAAGCACUAUCGGUUUAUGUAUCCAGCAACCUUCGGCACUGACGAAGAUGAUGAGAAUCUCGAAUCUGAUGCAAAUUCUGGCAAAAAUAAUUCAAAUGAGCACGACCCGGAAAACCAUAAUUGCACCUAUGACAGACUUAUUUUUUCGUUAUUAUAUGGAAGCGUCGCGCCUAACCCAGUUGAGACUAGCUAUCAGUCAAAAAAUGCUGUUUACUCUAACUACAAACGAACCUUCGAGAUAUUUAGCUCGUUCCUUAAAUUUUUAUAAACAUAUUGUUUAUUUUGCGGUACUCUAAUUAUUAGAUUUGCAGUGAAACUUUUUAGAUUAUGUAUACAAAUUAACCCAUUAUUUAAAUAACAUUCUUAUUACAUUAAUGAUUAUUUCUUGUAUACGUGAGCAGGUUUCUUUCAGUUCGAAGCAAUAUAAAAAAUAUGUAUUAUCAAUUUGUACCUUUCGAAGAACUAAAAUUCCACAUUAACGGCGAGCUUAAUUUUAAGCUAUUCCAGUAAAUUUCAAAUAAAAACA
Messenger RNA from Sabethes cyaneus, 1713 nucleotides. Its product is annotated as protein CNPPD1. The coding region runs from base 169 to 1455 and encodes 428 amino acids. Gene Ontology annotation, molecular function: cyclin-dependent protein serine/threonine kinase regulator activity; protein kinase binding. The record is from RefSeq and is a predicted model, not a curated record. Gene Ontology annotation, cellular component: nucleus; cyclin-dependent protein kinase holoenzyme complex. Lineage: Eukaryota; Metazoa; Arthropoda; Insecta; Diptera; Culicidae. Gene Ontology annotation, biological process: regulation of cyclin-dependent protein serine/threonine kinase activity. The transcript has 4 exons.